GUCACGUGACGAAGGGAGUCGCUUCACGGUUAGCUCGCCCGGCUAGCAGCUAGCUAGCAGUUAGCAUCUCAUUCGGACGGACGGAAACAAACAGCGGGACGUUUUCACCGGAACCCACUAGUCCUCCCGGUCCCGGUCCCGGUCCCGGUCCCCGUCCUCCUGGUUCCAGACCCUGAGCCCUGAAACAUGUCGGCGGUGCAGCGGAUGAAAGUAGCGAACGAGCGGCACAGCAAGAGCAUCACCCAGCGGGGCCACGUCCACAAGACCUCGCGACCUGUAAACGAGGAGAAGUCUCCAGUGGGUCCGUGGCUGCUCGCUCUGUUCGUCUUCGUGGUUUGUGGAUCAGCCAUCUUCCAGAUCAUCCAGGGCAUCAGACAGGGCAUGUGAUGACCUUUGACCCCAGAGGAACAGUCACAUGUGGGGCCACACAUCACCUGCUGCACUGUUAGACCAAAUAAAACACUCUUCUUUCUC
This is a messenger RNA of Pseudoliparis swirei, 474 nucleotides long. RefSeq lists its product as uncharacterized. Gene Ontology annotation, cellular component: endoplasmic reticulum. The transcript is spliced from 3 exons. Gene Ontology annotation, biological process: endoplasmic reticulum unfolded protein response. The coding region runs from base 187 to 387 and encodes 66 amino acids. Lineage: Eukaryota; Metazoa; Chordata; Actinopteri; Perciformes; Liparidae. The record is from RefSeq and is a predicted model, not a curated record.